AAGUCGUCUGAGGGCCAUGUGACGCUCAACCACUCCUUCAGUCAACCCAUUGCGCUGCAUCGGCGAUCGUUCGUGUGGCGUGUGACCUGCUUUAAUCACGGCACUCUGCUGUUGCAAGCGGCAACUCAGGCCGACAUGCAGAAAUGGGUUUUAGCACUCAAUACGGCGGCAGCGGAGAUGAGCGUCGCACCCAUGAGUGCUGGAGUGUCGUCGUACACAGCACUUUUCCACAGGCCGAUCAUGCCAACGUCGGUAUCUAAUUUAGACAAGACUGCACAACUGACGCUGUGGAGGCGCACGCUUGAGCAAACGCGGCUGGAUUUGGAUGAACACAAGAAACGGAAGGGGGCACCUGGUAGGCCUAUUUGA
Sphaeroforma arctica JP610 is the source of this 369-nucleotide messenger RNA. RefSeq lists its product as hypothetical. Lineage: Eukaryota; Ichthyosporea; Ichthyophonida. The transcript is spliced from 3 exons. The record is from RefSeq and is a predicted model, not a curated record. The annotation marks the transcript as partial.